GAGGAAGUGGGCGUGAGGAACAAGGCUCACUCACACGUACACAGGGCUAAGAAAACUCCAAGCUCAACUCGACUCCAAGAAGAACAGAUAACCCACUACCAAAGCUCAGCGGAGAAGAUCACAAAGAUGGUAGUCAAAUAUUACUAUUCCAGUGUCUCUAGCAACCUUGAAAUCAAGAAGAAUCAACAGAAAAUUGAGAUGAUCUUGGACUCAAAGAAGAUUGCCUUUGUAAAGAUUGAUGUAGCUGCUGAUGAAGAUGCCAAGAAAAGAAUGAGAGAACUCAUGGAAAAUCCAUCUGCCAUUCCACCCCAACUCUUCAAUGACGACACCUAUUGUGGGGACAAUGAUGCAUUUGAAGAAGCUAUUGAGUGUGAACGACUGGAGGAGUUUCUCAAGCUCAAAUGAACUCUCCUAGUCACAAACUCUAAUAGCUAGAUGUAGCCUAUCUUGCACACAGAGUGCUCUGAUUUUGACAUAUGCUGGUUUUAUACCCAUGAUGGUAAUGAAUUAAUAGUACUGGGUGUUCACAUCUGAUGACGAUGUCACAGCUUAAUGAUUAUGUUAUGGACUUUGA
Molecule: messenger RNA, 574 nt
Organism: Halichondria panicea
Lineage: Eukaryota; Metazoa; Porifera; Demospongiae; Suberitida; Halichondriidae
Product: SH3 domain-binding glutamic acid-rich protein homolog
Exons: 3
Coding region: 127-405 (92 amino acids)
Cellular component (GO): cytoplasm
Source: RefSeq, a predicted model, not a curated record